Molecule: messenger RNA, 960 nt
Organism: Rhincodon typus (whale shark)
Lineage: Eukaryota; Metazoa; Chordata; Chondrichthyes; Orectolobiformes; Rhincodontidae
Product: NBAS subunit of NRZ tethering complex-like
Exons: 4
Coding region: 101-607 (168 amino acids)
Biological process (GO): retrograde vesicle-mediated transport, Golgi to endoplasmic reticulum
Cellular component (GO): endoplasmic reticulum membrane; Dsl1/NZR complex
Molecular function (GO): SNARE binding
Source: RefSeq, a predicted model, not a curated record
ACUUUCAGCCAAUGGAUUCUUUCUGCAUCUGAAGUUUGAAUGUUCAGAGUAACUACUGUCAACUGAGAAGCAUAAUGCUUGGAUUAAGCUCGUUACUGCCAUGUUGCUAAAGUGUGCACCUGAACAGAAAGAUACUACUGGAAAUGAAAUACUUUCUAUCUGCCGCUCUCUCUACUUGACAAAGCACAAACUAUCAUUUCAGUGUGUGAAACAAAUUUAUCUUCUACUCCUGGAACAAUCCAUCCUGCUGCCAGCAUUGAAGCUUGGAAUAGAAAGUGGUACCCAUGAACUGCAGAAACUGGCAAUAGAACAGAUAAGGGCUGUCACUCAGAUCGAUGCAUCCAAUUGUGAUACAGAGCUGCUUUCUUUGCUGCUGAACAAUAAAUUAGUGGUGGACUGUGUGUCUACUGUUUUCUACCCCUACCUUCUAAAACAUCUUCUGACCAAUCGUGAGGAAGGACAGUACACCGUUGAAGAGAUAGCAGAACAAUUGAAUCAAGCAGGCUGCACUGCAGAGGGAGGUUCUUUACUGAUGUACCAUAGGGCAACACAUCCAUCAUUAAGUACAUUUAGUGCUGCACUAAGUGUAACAAAGAAGUGGUUAUGAAAGGAUUGUGCCUCGAUAGCAACGUUUCAGGUAAAGGACGAAGCAUGGACUUCCCGACUUGUUCAUCUUCAAUCAGAUACUGCAAUGAAGUUUAACAUUACUGCAUUUGCUACUUGGAAAUGUUUGUGUUUCUGGCAUUCAAACUGUAAAAUCAGUGUGGUUCUGUAAACAGUUUAAAACCUAUGGCUGAAAAUUAUAAUUGUAAAUCAUUUUUCAGUUGAUAAAGAUAAUUUAAUAAGGAUGAUGAAAGAAAGGUUACACCCCAGUAUUUUACUUCGGUGCACUCCUAGAAUUUUCACUGUGAAAUAGUAUAUCAGAUUUUUCAAAUAAACUUGGUUUUAAAUUUGGAAUUA